Drosophila yakuba is the source of this 2079-nucleotide messenger RNA. RefSeq names its product general transcription factor IIH subunit 3 (gene Tfb4). The transcript has 6 exons. Bases 121 to 1020 code for a protein of 299 amino acids. Gene Ontology annotation, cellular component: transcription factor TFIIH core complex; transcription factor TFIIH holo complex. The record is from RefSeq and is a predicted model, not a curated record. Lineage: Eukaryota; Metazoa; Arthropoda; Insecta; Diptera; Drosophilidae. Gene Ontology annotation, biological process: nucleotide-excision repair; regulation of DNA-templated transcription.
AAGGCGUUUGGUGGUGACACCGUUUUGUUUUCCUUAACAAAAAGGUGCGUAUGAACAUUGAGGUACCCUACCGUGAAUAUCGACUGGUGCGCAUCUCUAGCGAUAACAUUGCCGGCGAAAAUGGAAGCGGAUCAAGCUGCAAGCAAAGAAGCCGAAUCAUGCAUCGACCUCCUGGUGAUCGUGCUGGACACGAACCCCUCGCAGCACAUCGUGCGCCAGAACCCGCAGAACCUCACCCAAAUCCUGGAGGCGGUGAUUGCCUUCGGGAAUGCGCACCUGAUGCAGAAGGCCCAAAACAAACUGGCUGUGGUUUCCUGCUCCCAUCAUGCCACAAACUUCCUGUAUCCGCUGCCCAGACGGCAAGUGGAGCUGCGCCAAGUGGAUGGACAGUACGAGGCCUUUAGUCUGGUGGAGAAGACAGUGAAGCAGCAGCUGGGCAGCAUCCUGAUGAACGCCCCCCGGCUCAGUGCUCCCUGUGAGAGUCUUCUGGCCGGCAGCAUGUCCAUGGCGCUGUGCUACAUAUCCAGGCUCCAAAGGAAUGUGGCUCCGGGCGUGAAGAUGCAUUCCCGCAUCCUGGUCAUCACCGGCAGCAACGAGUGCGCCUCCCAGUACAUGACGUUCAUGAACGUCUUCUUCACCGCCCAGAAACUGGGCAUCACGAUCGAUACCUGCGCCCUGGACAAGACGCUCAGUUUGCUCCAGCAAGGCUGUGAUAUUACCUCCGGCCAGUUUCUCAAGGUCACCCAGUUGGACGGCCUGCUGCAGUACCUCUUGUGGGUCUUUCUGCCCGCCCCGCAGAUCCGCCACAAGUUGGUCCUGCCGCCACCGCCCAAGGUGGACUACCGCGCCUCCUGCUUCUGCCAUCGUGAGCUCAUCGACAUCGGCUACGUCUGCUCGGUUUGUCUGUCAGUCUUCUGCAAGUACAGUCCCAUAUGCACCACUUGCCACACCAUUUUCAAGAAUCCCGGUCCUUUGCCCAUUAAGGGCAAAAAGAAAAAGAAGACCGACAAGCAAAUGUAAUUGCAGCAGUAGAAGAUACUGGUUACCAACGGGAGCAGUAUGUUAAAUAUAAAGUUCCAGCGGCAGCUGCGCGGAUGCACCAUCCUCCUGCGAACUCGGGUAUAUAGAGGCCACCUCGCGUUCCUGCUGUUUCCGCAGCAGUGCAUCCAGUUUGCCCUCGAUUUCAUGGCGGGAUUUGCCCUGUUCCGGCACCGUCUCCAUGCUGUCCUUGAGGCGAUCCUGUGCCAGGUUGAUCAGGGACUUCAUGUUGAUGGCUCCAUCUGACUCCAGCAUGCCGCACGUCUGCUCCGUGUCCCCGAAAUUGUUCACCAGGGCGACGUACUUGUGCCUCGUGAGGAGCGCCGCCCGCAUGUUCUUCCACCUGCUGCCGUAGACACUGCCGUAGAAGUCAUCAAAGUUCUCCAGCGCCCGGUCGCAGUUGUUCUUCCGGUUCUGCAGCACAUUCCAUCGCUUCUUGGCGCCGCUCUUCCACCUCCUGGACAGCAAACAAAUGCUCCGCACUUUCAACAUUUUGCGCAAUUCGUUGAAACCGGCAAAGCAAACUGAUUACAUGAAAUCAUAUGUUUCUGCGCGACUAUCGACUAUCGAUAGUUGACUGUCUUUUGGCGCCCCUGGUUAUCGGAGUUCAAACUGUGAUAAGCGAAAGGUAAGUUGGCUCUUAGAUGUUACAAUCAAUUUCGCAACCUUAUCACCCAAUCACUGUAAAGUAUGAUCACCAUAGAGCUUCAUCAUGUUCAUCACGGUUCAUAUAUCCAAAAUAUUCGAUUUCGAACAGAUCUUCUGUUUAUAGGCGUGUUUAGUAUACACCUACAUAUCUGUAACUUAAUGCUCUGAGAUUCCGUGGAAUGGCUAAAUAUAAACAGGGAAAAUUGGGUCAUUCACCCAGUGUUUCCAUUGAAAUGGAGGUUGACACCUAUUCGCCCUUCCCCUUAAAAAACGCCUGUGCAUCCACUAAGACGUCGCUUUAUUUGUAGACAACUUUUGAAAUCAAGAGUGUUAAGUACAUUAGGCGGGCUGAAGUGUUUAUCCGUAAUGGAUACGGCUACUAACUAUUGGUUA